UUGAAAGACUGACCGGAAAAAUCAUCCUAACUUGGAGGUAGCUUUACAUUUGACAAACUUGCCUCGACAUUCACAGUGGCAACACGCAUGUGCAAAAGAGCUUGACGUGAACGGCGGUAUAAAACAGAAGUAGCAGGUACCAGGUGAAGACCAAAGUUUACAUAGAGGCCCAUAGAGGAUUUGGUUCGUUGGGAACGCAAGGUGGGAAAAAAACAUCCAGUUCACUUAAGAAACGUGUCAAGUCACUAAAACCCCACACGACCUCCCCCAUCAUGUACUUGCCUAGUAAGGGUACAGCCCCUUUUUUUAAGGUGACUGUGUUUGAGCAGGAGCAUUUUCAGGGAAAGUGUAAGGAGUUCACAUCUGAGUGCUGCAACAUCCACGACUGCAGCUUGGACAACAUUCGCUCCAUCCGAGUGGAGAGUGGAGCUUGGGUGGGUUUCGAGCAUCAUGACUUCCAAGGGCAGCAGUUCAUUCUGGAGAGGGGCGAGUACCCAAACUGGGAAGCCUGCAGUGGCUCCCUGUCUUACCACAUCGAGCGCUUCAUGUCCCUUCGGCCCAUACACUGUGCUUCUCACAAUAAUAGCCGCAUGAAGAUCUUUGAGAAAGAGAACUUCAUUGGCCGCAGUACAGAGCUGUGUGACGACUACCCCUCCCUGGUGGCCAUGGGCUGGAUCAAGCCCGAGGUGGGCUCCAUGCACGUGCAGUGUGGAGCAUUUGUGUGCUAUGAGUACCCGGGCUACAGAGGCCAGCAGUACAUCAUGGAGAGUGAAAGACAUAGUGGAGACUACCAGCACUGGAAGACCUGGGGUUCCCACUGCCAGACUCCAAAGAUCCAGUCCAUCAGACGCAUCAGGCACUGAGAGAAACAGCUCUGCUAACUGAAAUGGCUCAGGCUGAUACCUUGAUGCUGUACUUAGGGUGCCUGAAAAUGAGCCACAUCAUCCAGGAUGAGGCAUCAUCUGUCAGGGCCAAAAACAAAAACUACAACAUCAAACUAUGUGAUGUAGCAUCUACCUCCUUAUCCCAGCUCAUAGUCAGAUUUCUGUUCAAACUCAUUUUGUCUCAGUCAAAGUGAAAUAAAGUGAAGAUUGAGAACCCAAGAAGCUCUGAGAUAUUACUGUGUGAGUGAACAUAUGCAGCUGUCCCUAAACACAAAGAGCAGCUACAAUGUCAGGAUUUAAAUGGUUUUAUAGUCCAAGGUCUGUUUUUACUGAGAGUCUCAGGAUUCCAGCAGAAACCAACAAAACAAUGUUUAAAAUGCAAAACAGAUUGAACAUACAGUUAUACAGUUUGACAGUCAAUUCACUUUUUAAUUGGCUAACACCUAGAA
Labrus bergylta (ballan wrasse) is the source of this 1333-nucleotide messenger RNA. Its product is annotated as beta-crystallin A3-2. Gene Ontology annotation, molecular function: structural constituent of eye lens. Gene Ontology annotation, biological process: lens development in camera-type eye; visual perception. Lineage: Eukaryota; Metazoa; Chordata; Actinopteri; Labriformes; Labridae. The record is from RefSeq and is a predicted model, not a curated record.